CCCGACGCUCCAGGUCGGCUUUUGCCUGCAGCUCUAGUGUUCUUGCCAAACUCCAGCGCCCGGCGCUCCGCUCCGGAGCUGCCCCCGCCUCCCGCACGCUCCCUGCCGGCUUUGGGAAGUCGGGAGCGCCCCAGCUACCGUCUGACGAGUGCACUCCGGGACCUCGGGCAGCGCGGCCAGCUGGGGGGCCCGACCGGCGGCGAUGAAGCCGUCUUGGUUGCAGUGUCGCAAAGUCACCGGCGCAGGGGGACUCGGGGGGUCCCUGCCCGGGUCCGCGGCGGCGCGGGGGGCCGGCCCGGCCCGCAGAGCGUACGUGGCCCCCGGCCCUCGGGGCGCUCUCGGGGGCCGGGGCUGCCGGGCGCUGUCUACGGCCGGCGGUGGCGGCGAGUACAAGACCCACUUCGCGGCCUCGGUGGCCGACCCCGAGAGGUUCUGGGGCAAAGCGGCCGAGCAGAUCAGCUGGUACAAGCCCUGGACCAAAACGCUGGAGAACAGAUACCCCCCUUCCACGAGUUGGUUCGUGGAAGGGAUGCUUAACAUUUGUUACAAUGCCAUCGAUCGUCAUAUUGAAAACGGUCAAGGAGAUAAGAUUGCUAUCAUCUACGACAGUCCUGUGACAAAUACUAAAGCAACUAUUACCUACAAAGAGGUUCUGGAGCAGGUCUCUAAGCUGGCUGGUGUUUUGGUCAAGCAUGGUGUCAAGAAAGGUGACACCGUGGUUAUCUACAUGCCCAUGAUCCCACAGGCGAUGUAUACCAUGCUGGCGUGUGCAAGGAUAGGAGCCAUCCACAGUCUCAUAUUUGGGGGAUUUGCAUCCAAAGAACUAAGUAGUCGUAUUGAUCAUGCAAAGCCCAAGGUGGUUGUUACAGCAUCAUUUGGGAUUGAACCUGGAAGAAGAGUAGAAUACAUCCCCCUUCUAGAAGAAGCACUGAGACUAGGACAACACAAACCAGAUAAUGUGCUCAUUUAUAAUCGUCCAAAUAUGGAGACAGUUCCUUUGGCUCCAGGUCGUGACCUUGACUGGGAUGAGGAGAUGGCCAAAGCACAGUCACAUGACUGUGUUCCCGUUCUUUCGGAACACCCGCUGUAUAUUCUUUACACGUCCGGAACAACGGGGCUGCCCAAGGGUGUCGUGAGACCCACGGGGGGAUACGCUGUGAUGCUAAACUGGACGAUGUCUUCUAUCUAUGGACUUAAACCUGGAGAGGUGUGGUGGGCAGCCUCUGACUUAGGCUGGGUUGUCGGACAUUCCUAUAUCUGUUAUGGACCCCUUCUACAUGGGAACACAACAGUUCUGUAUGAGGGAAAGCCUGUGGGAACACCAGAUGCUGGUGCUUAUUUCCGCGUGCUCGCAGAGCAUGGAGUAGCUGCCUUGUUUACAGCACCGACUGCAAUUAGAGCCAUCCGUCAACAGGACCCUGGGGCAGCCUUGGGGAGGCAGUACUCUCUGACAAGAUUCAAAACAUUAUUUGUGGCUGGAGAACGAUGUGAUGUGGAGACCCUGGAAUGGUCCAAAAAGGUCUUCAGAGUACCUGUCCUAGACCACUGGUGGCAAACUGAGACUGGAUCCCCAAUUACAGCAUCAUGCAUUGGAUUAGGUAAUUCCAAAACACCUCCUCCAGGACAAGCAGGAAAAAGUGUUCCAGGAUACAAUGUUACGAUUUUGGAUGACAACAUGCAAAAACUGAAGGCUCGAUGUUUAGGAAAUAUUGUGGUAAAGUUGCCAUUACCGCCUGGAGCUUUUUCAGGACUCUGGAAGAAUCAGGAGGCAUUCAAGCAUUUAUACUUUGAGAAAUUUCCUGGAUACUAUGACACCAUGGAUGCUGGUUACAUGGACGAAGAAGGCUAUUUAUAUGUUAUGUCUCGAGUUGAUGACGUGAUAAAUGUUGCGGGUCACAGGAUUUCUGCAGGUGCUAUUGAAGAGUCAGUCCUUUCCCAUGGCACUGUGGCGGACUGCGCUGUUGUUGGCAAGGAAGAUCCUUUGAAAGGCCACGUCCCCCUAGCACUCUGUGUGUUGAGAAAAGACAUAAAUACAACAGAGGAACAAGUUUUGGAAGAAAUUAUAAACCAUGUUCGACAGAGCAUUGGCCCUGUGGCUGCUUUUCGAAAUGCAGUGUUUGUCAAACAGUUACCCAAAACGAGGUCUGGCAAAAUUCCCCGGUCAGCUCUGUCUGCCCUUGUCAACGGCAAGCCAUAUAAGAUAACACCUACAAUUGAAGACCCCAGCAUUUUUGGGCACAUAGAAGAAGUGCUGAAGCAGUCAUCAUGACUUUGUUUCCUAUUUUGAGUCAAUUUGAAUCAAUUUUCUAAUUGAUUGGAGUCAAAUUUUUGGAAUUAUUUCCCAUAAAUAAAUAUUUAAAUAGAAAUUACUUGCAAACUGAAAUAUGAAUUAUAAAGCUUGGUCUAAAAAAACAGUACUUGAAGCUAGUGAAAUACCUGUGCCUUCUGUUUCAUUAGACCCAAAGAGCAUCAUUUUCAGUUGUCUGUAACAUGGCUCCUUAGAGGUUGUCUAGCACUUUAAGAAAAAUAUAUCUAAUGAUUGAUUUUUUUAAAACUGAACCCUCCCAAAUAUUUUAGUUGAAAGAGACACAUUAAUAUAGAGUUACUUGCUGAAAUGAGGAAUCUGUAGCUUUGACCUAAAACCUAAAAGUCAAGUUGAAGUCAGAAAAUUAUAAUUUUUCUUACAGCAAUUCUGAAUAUUUUCUAAUAUUCUUGAGAUGUCCUCAUGCAUGUUUAUUUUAAAUGAAAUCGAUAGAUAACACGGAAAGUCUUAGGUAAUCAUCUAUACAGAUGAACUUCUAGAUAGAAGGAUCUGGCUUGUCAUACAUAUCCUGAGGGAAGGUUGGCUACCGGAGCGCAGCUCUGCCUUUUCGUCAUCUUUUCUUAGUCAAGGGAAAUCCUGUGCCUGGUGGAACCUAGAGGUCAUUUUAUCCAAUCUCUUUGUCAUGGAGAUGAGAGCUGUUUGGAGAUCCUCCUCCUGUCUCAGACUCCUAGUUGACUGUACACUUAAGGAUUCCAACUUCCUAUAAAAACAAGCAAAUGACACAGAAAUGGGGCAUACUGAUAAGGAAAGUUCGUAAGGAAGAAAGAUAAAAGUUUUUACAUUAUGCUAAAGACCAGGAGUUUUUAAGAAACCCCAAAUCCAGAUUUUUAUGUGGAAUCUCUAAUUUUUAAAUAACUCACUGAGAAAUAUAUUGUGACAUCCAAACACAUCUUUUGAUUUAAACUUACAGAAAAGUAUUGAGAAAUUAAGUAAUUGAAAAUGAGUCUUUGUUACUAAGCUUAUGGUAAUGUGCCAGUUAGCCAGAGUAGCUUGACAUAGCUAGUUAAAUAUGUGAUUUACUUAGGAUUACUUAGGAUUCUACAUGGUAUUGGUUAUCAAAGAUACAUUUAAAGUAAAAAAAUAUACCAUGCCCACUGAGUCUUUGAUGGUGCUCAAAGUAUUUCCCAAUCUUGCAGUCCGUCAGGAACAUUAUUUUUAAGAGCAGCUGUCCUAACCUAAUGGUUUGGGCACAUGAAACAGAGAGAUAACAUGUAAGAGCUUAUUGACUUGUUUGUUUCAUAAAAGUUACUUAUAACCAGUAUAAGACAUUCUGAAAAAUAGUUUUUUUGGACCAUAGGCUGUAUAAAUAAAUGGCUUCUCAAAGGAAUGUCCUAUUUACUUAAAUCGGCUACUUGAUUGUUAAACCUGAAAAAAUAUAGUCAGCUCAUUGUUCUCCUGAGUUACACCAACUAGAUAGACAUUCAACUUAUAAUUUGAAGCUGUCGGGUUCCUUAAAGUGUCUCUUCUAUUGGGUACAUUUCACUCAUAAUUGCAACUUAAUCUUGAUGAAUAAUACAUUUUUAAUGUUUAAAAUGUAUUACCUUAUUUCUUCAUAUAAGAGUCAGUUAAUUUGAAAUGGCAAACUCUUUAGCCGAAUGCAUAUUGUCGUUCAUUUGCAAGGUAUAAACAAAGACAUGUUCCAAGGGUACAUUUGUCUUGCAAUCAGUUCUGAAGGGACAUGUUAGCAAUCAGGCUUGAGUUAUUUUCCAGUUGAGUGGGAUUGGAAAACAGUGCAUGAGCCUGGAGAGAAAGUACUGUUGCUUUCACAUGACCAAAGUGAUACCCUUGAUCAUGUGACCAAGAAAGAUACACUUAAGUUGUGGAUUGCCUAAAAUUUGGAAGAAAAAAAAAAAGGAAUUUUCUAUUUAAUACUUACCAUAAAGCACUUUCACUAGAUUGUACCUAAAAUAUUUUGGAUUAAAUGUAUCCUCAAAAAAUACAAUAUAAUGUUACUAAUACAGUCAUAUUUAAAUGUGCUGAAAUAAAGUCUGCAUGGCCUUCUUUUGA
Molecule: messenger RNA, 4330 nt
Organism: Lutra lutra (Eurasian river otter)
Lineage: Eukaryota; Metazoa; Chordata; Mammalia; Carnivora; Mustelidae
Gene: ACSS3
Product: acyl-CoA synthetase short chain family member 3
Exons: 16
Coding region: 203-2269 (688 amino acids)
Source: RefSeq, a predicted model, not a curated record